CCAUCUAGCAGAACCGUGUGCACCGGGUCACAAAGCUCAACAGCGGGCACUGAGUCAUCUGGCUGGACAGCGGGCACAAGUCAUCUGGUAGGACAGCGGGCACCGAGUCAUUUGGCAGGACAGCGGGCACCAAGGCAUCUGGUAGAACAGCGGGCACCGAGUCAUCUGGCACGACAGCGGGCACCGGGUCACCAAGCUCGACAGCGGGCACCGAGUCACCAGGACGGACCAUGGGCACUGAGGCACCAGGCCGGACCACGGGCACGAGGCACCAGGCCGGACCACGGGCACCUAGGCACCAGGCCGGAUUACGGGCUCCGGGGCACCAGGCCGGACCAGGCUGGAUCGGGCCAUCAAGCUGGGUAGCGGGCACCAGGUCAUCAAGCUGGAUAG
This is a messenger RNA of Staurois parvus, 393 nucleotides long. Lineage: Eukaryota; Metazoa; Chordata; Amphibia; Anura; Ranidae. The record is from the annotation of a GenBank genome assembly.